AUGCAGCUGAGUCCAUUACAGUCGCGGCUGGCUGCGUCCGUGAUAGCCUCAUGUCUGUUACUCGUUAUAUAUCUAUUUUUAUUCUCCCCGCCAUUCGCUCUCGCCGCCGAGCUCGCUGGCAUAUCUGUCGAUAACGACGCGCGCGAUUGGACUUACGAUGAUGCACAGGAUGCUGCCGAACCUCUCGAAGUAUCCGACCCCAGACGUCCAACUUACGAACCAGGAUUCGCACUAUUCGACCGAAGCAUAAUAGGAAGGCAAGCAGGUGUUGCGAGUCCCCUAGCCGACAACGAGCUUACAACCAGUAAUCUUGCCCCUGGCAUUACGAACAUAUAUGUUUUCUCUGAGUCGUCAGUGACUAGUAGGGCGGCACAAAAUCUGAACGAGCCAUUGGAGCUUCGCAGGGGGUUAAAUGAGUCAGGAGAGUCGGCUGCCGAUAUACCCAAUGAAGCCAUUGAUCCCGAUUCGGAACUUGUGCGUAGACAGUCAUCGAAAACGUUGUGGAUAUCUGCAAAUACUUGCCAGCAGCCAUGGCCCCUUUCAACAGAUCAACCCACGGUAGAGCCUCCGCAACUCGUUCUCUAUGUGUCGACGUCCGCCGACAAUACCUCCCCUGGACCGUUGCAGAGCAACGAUACACAGCGGGUUAUCCCCUUUAAUGAUGGCGCGGUUAUGUUUAACAUAUCCCUAGACGGGGAUGUUUACAUGUCAAUUACAGCUCCAACGGUUUCUGCCCAAUUAUUCGACAUUACGAGAGAGUACAACUUCAAUUUAGUCGCUUCUACCGAACAAUAUUACUAUUCCUAUGACAAUCAAACAAAAGCAGAUCUUGUGUGGACCGAUAGCGAUGCGGGGGCGGCUCUAUUGCAGACAAACAACCUUACGAGUUCUCCGGACCAACAGAUCACUACGAUGCCGUAUGUAUUGUUCGCUCAUAAUCAAAACGAUUCGGCCAUCAGUGGAAUGCGCAACUCUUACUGCGGACUGAGCUUGCACGCUCAAAUUAGGAAUCUGGACGACGGGAGCAGUGGCGCAGUGACCAUGGGGUUAAAGCAAGGGGGGGAUCGCAACCUAACCCGACAGCAGUUUUAUGUUAGCGGCCUCAACGCCAGUUCUAAGUACGUUGGAAUUCUUGCGCGUCCACCGGGAAAGGCGGUUCAAAAGCGACAGGAUGAUUCCUCUAGUGUGGGGGGUGGAGUUGUUUUUCAGCCGGUUCCGUUCGAAACUAAACCCAAUGGCGCUUGUACGGUUAUCUUCAAUCUAACACUAUGCGACCAAACGCAAUACGCCGUACCUGGAAACCAAGAUCUUUUCCCUAACGUUGCGGCGCUCGCUGCUUUCUACGAGAAUUAUACGCAGACCAUGUGGGACAACUUUGAUAAAGUCCUGCAGCAGGUUCCUUGCAAUACCUCAUCGACGGCUCAGUACUCUCUAGCUAGAAAUUGCGAUGAUUGUAAAAUCGCGUAUAAGAAUUGGCUCUGCUCGGUGGCCAUCCCACGCUGCGAAGACUUUUCGACGCCUCCUCGCGAGGGAGUUUAUCUACACGAGCGCAACAUCGCGGCCCCGUUUCCGAACGGGUCGAUGGUGGACCCGGAAUUGUUGAAAUUGAGGGGAGACGAUAAGGCUUUUAGCUCGUCCCGGAACCCCGCCAUUGACGAAACCGUUCAGCCGGGUCCGUACAAGGAGCUGUUGCCCUGCGACAACGUAUGCUACGAACUGGUACGGAGCUGCCCAGCCUCCAUGGGCUUCGCCUGUCCACGCGAUAAAAGCAUGUACGGCUACACUACGAGCUACGGCAGGCAGAAUAUCGAUGGCUCUCUAUCAUGCAAUUAUCCCGGAGCUGCGCAUUUCCCAGGCGCCGCCAGUACGCUCUCCAUCUCGCGGUACGGCCUCGCCGGUGCAUUAGGUAUACUUCUGAUAAGCACGAUUCUGCUAUAA
Molecule: messenger RNA, 1938 nt
Organism: Hypoxylon fragiforme
Lineage: Eukaryota; Fungi; Ascomycota; Sordariomycetes; Xylariales; Hypoxylaceae
Product: stretch-activated Ca2+-permeable channel component-domain-containing protein
Exons: 2
Coding region: 1-1938 (645 amino acids)
Biological process (GO): calcium ion import across plasma membrane
Molecular function (GO): calcium channel activity
Source: RefSeq, a predicted model, not a curated record